Molecule: messenger RNA, 5377 nt
Organism: Xenopus laevis (African clawed frog)
Lineage: Eukaryota; Metazoa; Chordata; Amphibia; Anura; Pipidae
Gene: inpp5j.S
Product: phosphatidylinositol 4,5-bisphosphate 5-phosphatase A-like
Source: RefSeq, a predicted model, not a curated record
GCCCGGGCCCGGUACGCUUGUCCCCCCUGUCCCCCCCUGAUGGCGGCCCUGCGUGUGUGUGGCUAAUAAUGUGUGGCUCCUUGUUUGGUUGUAAGUGCCUCUGUGUGCUGCACUUAAUAUGGAUUGUACUCCUGCCCUAUGAAUAAAAGAUGUGGCCAAGGACUUCAAUGGCCAUUUUGUACCAAUUGAUUCCCCUUUUUAUGACCCUUCCUGGGCCAGUCCCCACCCACGUGAACUACAGGAGCAGAGCGCAGGAGCUCCUUGGAGCCCAUACCAGUGGCCUCUCAGUGUUGCUGUGACAGAUAAAGAGGCGGCGUUGCUUGGCAAUCUUUCAGCCAUGGGCAUCAAUAGGCAGCACAGAGGUGGCAUUUAGCAUAAACCAGUCAGUGUUCUGGAUCAGAACUUGUUAGAGAAAGUGAGCUAUUGCCCAGAUCAUUGCUAGCACUAGCAGUAAAGAUUAAUUUGUUGGUUUAAUGUAGGACACAACAGUGAGGAGAUCUCUGCUGUGUUUACUAAUCAUAUGCAGAAUAAAGUAGCCUUUAUAUCUAACAGGUGUAUAUAUGCCAUGACUGAGAUCCAGCUGUGCUUAUGUCAGUCUGGCUUCAUAGUAUAGGACAGAGCUAUUCAAGGACUUCCAUAACUGGGGCCAGUUAGCUGUUUAGCAGGUGUUCUUAACCUGUGGGUCACCAUGAGCUUUCAGAUAAGUCAACAAGAGCCCCUGUAACCCAGCAAAUGUUUCCUUCGAAAUAUAUAAAUUAACCAUUAAAAGGUGAUGCAUAAUUAUAAACAGAAUAUGUGUCCCAUAUGUAUCUGUGCUGUCCAUAACUUGCCAUGGUGUUGGUGGUGUCGUUAUACCAUGGUGAUGGUAUUGGUAUCAUAACAUGUGUGUGGCAAGCAUGAGUUCAUGGUUUAGAGGAAAUUCUGUGCACAACCAGCCAUGGGUAUAAUACAGAGACACCUGACCCAGUUAGAGGGGCCUAGGGGAGCCAAAGGACCAUGUGUCAAUGUAGUUUAGCUGUGCAAAAUAGGGGAAAUCCUUUUUCUGUCACUGCCCAAAUAUGUGUACACACUGUAGGUAGAGGCAUGCACAUGUAUAUUAUAAUGUUUCCCAAUGGGCAAGAUGUACAAGGCAAUCAAAAUAAAAGGAGAUCUUUCUCCUUUCCCGUAUUAGAUUAAAGGACUCUUUUGAACAGCAGCAUGUGUAUGCAGUUUAAUAUAGGUCCAUAGAAUAAUUGAGCAUGUGAUGAAUUAUUUAUUACCAUUUCUUGCAGCCUUUCACACACCGAAUACACAAAUAAUGGCUCAAAAUCCUUGUACAUUUAAGUGCCUGACACACAUGGCAGAUUCCUCAUACAUGUAAUGUAAUGCAUAUGUGAUUUGACAUUUUAUUAUAUUACAACGUAAAGGAUAAUUAUAACAUUAUUGCCAAACAUUGUGCCUGUUAUGUGCCAAAUGAUGUUAUACAAAUAUGGCUGGGGCAUGGGGGCUAUAAAAAAUCACUUGGCAGUCUCCAACUGCCCCUAAGGCUCUAGACUGGACAACCGUGCAAGUCAUGACUGUUAAACAAACAUUAAUUUCUUCAAAACUGCUACUCCCAGUAGCCCUCUGCUGCCUUAGGGUGAUGACACACAGUACCAGAAAAUACCCUGCUACAGACAAUACUGAGCAUUGGCUCUGCAAAAACGCUCAAUUUGCACAAUCGCUCAAAAUGCAUACAAAGGCAUAUUUGAGCAAUUAUGUAACUUGAGUGUUUUAGCAGACAAUUGUCAGUAUAUAUUGUCAGUAUAUUUUCUGACGUUUUGUAGCUGCACCAAAUCAUGGGCGACAAAUAGCACCAUGUGUCAUCGUCCUUAGGCUUUUACGUAAUGCUGAGAAUUGUAGUGUGCAACAUCUGGAUGGUUAUUGUCCAUUACCUUAAAUGUACACAUUAUAUAUAUAUAUUAUAUUGAUGACCCUCUUAUCUUCCUCUUCACCACUGCUUCUCUUAAUGCUAAUCUCUCCCUUGCGUUUCUGACUUUAUUUUUUCACAGCUGUCCUUUAAUGACCUCUCUUUUUCCAGCCCUCCAUUUCUCUCUCCUGCACAUUCUUGCUGCUCUCCCUGCCUCUCCCGUGUCACCAUCUCACGCCAUUCUGAUAAAUCCACAGAAAGCUGUGGGUUAUUUUUGGAGCCGUUAUUUGGAGGUGUCAUGGAGAGGACACCAGUAACAUAGAUAAGGAGAAUAGCUCACACAAAGGUUCUAUGCAUUCCCCAUAUGGCUUGAACAUAAUGGGAUUUACUGAGGGUUAUUCUGUAUCUGAUACAAUUCUCAGAAUUUUGUACAUUUAUUUUGUUUUUAUAAUCCUCCAUAGGAAAAUAUUUAACAUUACAUGUACUGUAUAUGGUUUUUCCUCAGAUGGAUUCACCUGUACCUUAUUCUGAUCAAUGUGUGUUUGUUGCUCUGCCCUCACCUGAGAUCCCUCCCAGACCCACUACUUUAUCAUCUCCCCGACUUAGCCCCGCAGGCUCUGGAAGGUCCCAGCCUGAAGGAUCCAGUAGCUUCCAAACUCCCCUCACAGUGGUACAGCUCUCCACCCGUCCUUUACCUGUUGGCUUUUCUGCCCCUGACCGAUCCCAACCAGAAGGAUCUCAGAGGCUCCAUCCUUUAGGAUCCCCAAUAAAUGUAAGAGUGGAUUCUGGCAGAUCACAGCCUGAGGGAUCCUGUCCUAGUCUCUUGUCCCCAACCCGGCAGUACCCACCAUUGCCUCCACCUCCAUCCUCUCCUCAUCGCUCUCCUAUCACAAGUCCCAGAGGAUCUCGUGAAGUCCCCAGGCCACGACACAGAGCACACACUUCUAAGUCCCACGAGCAGCAUCCACCACCUGAUUGCAUUCGUCCAUCACAAGCAGAAACUGAGAUAUCCCAAGGGGAAGGUACAUUGGAUGGAGCAGGGAAGGACUUCAGGAUAUAUUUUAUCACAUGGAACGUUGGAUGUGCUGUGCCACCUUCAGACCUCACCUCCCUCCUGUGUCUCAAUGCUAGAGAUGAUAAAAUUGACAUGUUUGUUAUUGGGCUGCAGGAGGUCAAUUCUAUGAUCAAUAAACGCCUGAAAGAUGCUCUGUUCUCAGAUCAGUGGAGUGAGGUCUUUAUGGAUGUCCUCAGUCCUUUCAGCUAUGUACUGGUCAGCUCGGUGAGAAUGCAAGGUUGUCUAUUGUUGGUGUUUUCAAAGUAUUUCCAUUUGCCUUUCCUCCGGGACAUACAGACAGACUGCACAAGGACGGGCCUCGGAGGAUAUUGGGGUAACAAGGGCGGAGUCAGCAUUCAAUUGUCUCUUUUUGGUCACAUGGUAUGCUUUCUUAAUUUCCAUUUACCGGCUCAUAUGGAGAAUACCGAUCAGCGUGUGGAUAAUUUUGAAAGCAUCUUGCAUCUUCAGCAGUUCCAGGGACCACUGGCUAAUGGUGUUCUGGACCAUGACUUGGUGUUCUGGUUUGGAGAUCUUAAUUUCCGAAUAGAGGAUCUGGAUUUGCAUUUUGUGAAAUCUGCCAUCCAAGGCAACAAGCUGGCUCUACUCUGGGAGAAGGACCAAUUAAACAUAGCAAAAAUCUUCAAGCCAGUGCUUAAUGGAUUCAUGGAGGGUCCUCUGACUUUUCCUCCCACAUACAAGUUUGAUGUAGGGACCAACACCUAUGACACAAGCUCUAAGAAGAGAAAGCCGGCCUGGACAGAUCGCAUUCUAUGGAAAAUGAAAAGUCCAAUCCCUCAAACAACCCCUCCUGCCAAACAACAAGGCAUGAUCAGCACACGGUCUAAAGAAUUAGCAGUGACCUUACUCAGUUAUGGAAGCCACGUGCAGUAUACAGAGAGUGACCAUAAGCCUGUAUCUGCUAUAUUCUCACUGCAGUACUCCUCCUGUAUUGUUGCUCCUCUGGUCCAAAUGUUGGUGCAUGAUGAGUGGUUGCAGCCUGAUGAUGCCCAUGUCAUCUAUCGAUGGUCUCCGGCAUAUAUGAAGAGUUCCUGGGAUUGGAUUGGACUUUAUAGUGUGGGAUUUAGACAUCACAAAGAUUAUGUCUCUUAUGUGUGGGCAAAAUCUGACGAAGAAACAGAGAGAGGGCAAUACCAGCAUGAGAUCUGUUUGCCCGACUCAGAGGCAGGUUCUUCCUCUGACAGUUCAGAUUCCAGUUCAGAAGAGGAAGAUAGCACUCAUAUUCUUCUUCGACCGAAGUCCCGUAGCCCCAGUCCAGCUAGUGCACGUUCACCUCGGAGCAGGAGUCCAGCUUUGGCUCGUCUCCACGAUCUCAUCCUUCCCAACACUUCCAGCCAGAAGAGCCGCAGUCCCUCCCCUAAAAGGACCAAGAGCCCCAAACAUGACAGGGCCCAGAGAUCUCGGUCCAGGGAAACUACUCGUCAUAGCAAGGGUAAAAGAGUAGAAAGCCCCCAUGUGCUCCAGGCUAUAACUGUGCCUAUCAUGAGUCCAGCAGCUGUAGGCCAAGGCUCUAAUCCCCAGGCCACAAUAUGUCCCUCCCCCAGUUCUCCAAAGCCACAAUUAAAGCUUCAGUCCUCCUCUACCCAAUGUCACAGAGACUCACAUAGUUCAACAAAGAGGCAAGAGCUGCUGUAAACCGGGUAUCCCUUCCACAAAUUAUUUGCACUAUUGUGACAUUUUAAGGCAUUAACUGGAAACUGGAGAAACAGAUCCUUUAUAUAUGUGGAAGUGGAAAAAUUGAGAAAAACAUUGACCACAAGUUUGUUUAAAGUCUACAUUGCCUUUGUUAUUGGGGCAGCCAAAUAAUGCACAUUCCAUCUUAUCUAAAAUAAUGGAAAAAUGAAAAGGGAUAGACACAAUUCUAUUUUUGCAAGCCCGUGGCCAUAUCUCAGUCUGCAGUUAAUAUAUAUAGUUAAAAUUUCUGUUUCCCUAAAAUGUUUUUGGUUGUAUGCCACUUUCAAUGCAUUCAUCAGAUUGUCUUGUAGGGCUGUUGUAUGCUUUUCUCAGUUUUGCAGGAUUUUCUCUUUAACAUAUUAGGCAAGAGCAGAAGAUAAUCUUAAGAGUAUGAACCAGCUGAACAGGUAUAUUUAGUAGCACAUUUAUUACUUUAUAUGUAUAGACACAAUAGGGACAGUUUCUAUACAGGGAUGUAUUGUGGGAACUUGCAGCUGUUAUUCUGUAAAAUGAGGCAUUCUCUAGCCUAGAUACUUAUCAGAUUGACAUUUUAUAGCUACUGUCCAUGCUUCUCUAGUAAGCACAUAUAUUUCCAUGUAACCAUGUUAACAAUCACACUGCUUGACCCAUGACUUUCAAGUGGCCUCAGUCCCUUUCAUAGAGACCCAUUCAUAUUGAAUAAUAACUAAAUCAAUAUACUGAGUAAUAUCUGGAGCAGAUGCUUGUUGUAAUAAAGCUCCCAU